AGAGUUUGAUGAAAACAAUUGAGCGGUUACAGAAUUGGCUCUGACAAGAAUUGUUUUGCGUAGAUUGCACAAAAAGUUGAGUCCUUUCUCCGACAAGACAAAGACCCAUUUGAAUCGAUUCCUUAAAAAUUAUUGAUUUGGGAAUAUAUUUUGUGUCAAUUCAGGUGAAUCAAACUGGUCGGUCCGAUUCCUGAUUGUCCUCGAAUUUGUUUCUGUGAUCGAGUUCUGUUUUCUUACAAAAAGCAGUUGCAUUUUGAUCUUGCUACAUAGAUUAAUGUUCAUUCUCAAUCUUAACCAUGCCGGUUUACGUUGAUCGCGAAGCUCCUAAGCUAUGGAGACGAAUUUACUCAGAAGCGACAUUAGAAGCUUCUCUUCUUGCUGAAAAAUGGAAGCUUGUUCUUGCUGGACUUGCAUUUCAGUACAUUCAUGGACUUGCUGCUCAUGGAGUUCACUACUUACACCGACCUGGUCCAACGCUUCAAGAUGCCGGUUUCUUUAUUCUUCCAGCGCUUGGGCAAGAUAAGGCCUUUGUUAGUGAAACUGUGUUUGUCACUAUCUUUGUAUCUUUUGUAUUAUGGACCUUUCAUCCCUUUGUUUCCCACAGUAAGAAAAUUUAUACAGUUUUGAUAUGGUGCAGAGUUUUUGUUUAUUUAGCUGCUUCUCAAAGUCUGAGGAUCAUCACAUUCUUUGCAACACAGCUACCUGGGCCGAAUUAUCAUUGUCGAGAAGGCUCCAAGCUCGCCAAGAUUCCGCCUCCAAAGAAUGUUCUUGAAGUACUCUUGAUCAACUUUCCUGAUGGAGUGAUAUAUGGUUGUGGAGAUCUAAUAUUUUCAUCACAUACAAUAUUCACCUUGGUCUUUGUACGCACAUAUCAAAGAUACGGCAUACGAAGGUGGAUCAAGCAUCUGGCUUGGCUUAUGGCAGUUAUACAGAGCCUAUUGAUUAUAGCAUCAAGGAAACAUUACACUGUUGACAUUGUUGUUGCUAGGCCUGGGCGUUUGGGUAAAUGGUAUACUGUGAACCUUGUGAUGUUCUACGUUGACAGUAAAUUGCCAGAAAUGGCAGAGCGUUCUAGUGGACCUUCUCCGACGCCUUUACUUCCACUGAGCACAAAGGACGGUAACAAAAGCAAAGAAGAUCAUCAGAGACUUCUAAACAAGACCAAUGUAGCAGAUGAGCUUUGAUCUUAUGUUUCUAUCUUAGUCAGAAGCUAUGCUGGUUGUACGCAUGUUUGUCAUAAACUUUCUUUGCUUUAGUGCUUUAGGAUACACAGUUCUCUUAGUUCUUCAUCUCUCCAAUGUAAAAAUACAAAUUAUACAACUCA
Arabidopsis arenosa is the source of this 1324-nucleotide messenger RNA. NCBI's taxonomy places the organism in Eukaryota, Viridiplantae, Streptophyta, Magnoliopsida, Brassicales, Brassicaceae. The record is from the annotation of a GenBank genome assembly.